AUGUCUGCAUUGGUCGAUGAUCUUGCCAUGCGGAUCCCGCCAUCCUCAUGUCUUGUCUGCCAGUUCAAAAAGUUACGAGCGUCCUGUUCCAACACGGAGAACAAGACAACCGUACUCGUCUUCGACCCCAGCACGGGAGUCUAUACCUUAAAGAAGAUCGAAGAUAUCGACGCCGAAAAACAAAACUUCAUCUACCGCAAAGGCCUGCCCACCUCAGCGCAAUCCAUCAAGGUCCAGCUUCCCGGAGAAACGAAACUUCUUGCCGAAGUCCGUGUCGACAGCGCGCGCACGCGACAGGGACUGAAGCACCAGCGUUCGCUGGUCGAUGGUUUCUACAUCAUGCCAGGGAGGCCAGGCACUCAAAUGACAAUGAACCCCAAGCGCACGCGCGAGGGUCAGCUGGCAGAGCUACCGGCCCCCGGUUUCUUCAACCAAACAAGGCACCCAGUGGAACUACCCGCAGACGAAACCUCUCCGGUGCCUGCCCUCCCUUCCUCGCCGACGCCGUUGCUGCUCCCGCCUCGGACCCCACCGAAAAAUGCGCGCAAGGCUCCACAACUGCUCGCUCCACCUCCCAGGGAGGUAUUUUCGGAGAAGAGGACUUCGUACGGCAGUAGCUUGGGGAGCGCGAGCAUUCACAUCGCUUACCUGCCGAGUCAUCAGGACGACGUUGAGAGAGAUGGAAUACCGGAUCCGUGCAAUGUGAGUCCUUCCAUUCCGCAUCCCGGACUGCGAGUAUCGAUUCUCCGUGCUUUCAUCGAUGCUUGA
Molecule: messenger RNA, 768 nt
Organism: Letharia lupina
Lineage: Eukaryota; Fungi; Ascomycota; Lecanoromycetes; Lecanorales; Parmeliaceae
Exons: 2
Coding region: 1-768 (255 amino acids)
Source: RefSeq, a predicted model, not a curated record